AGUACGCGUGGCCUUAUUUAGUAGUUUCGAAGGCUGUUCUUGACUGUAAACGAUUUGUACGUUUUCGAGCAUUUCGCCAACUCGGUAAUUUUAAGAAGAGUGUCCAAGAAGUCAAGGCAUACCUGUGUUGUCUGUAUUUCAAAUUCAUUUGCGUUUUUUUGUUUAAACUUGACGAAACAUGUCCAGUGUGGUGCGUGGCCCAGCGGGAAACAACGAGUGCAGGAUAUACGUAGGUAAUUUGCCGCCAGAUAUUCGGGUCAAAGAUAUCGAGGAUAUAUUCUACAAAUAUGGCAACAUUCUGGAUAUUGACUUGAAAAACAGAAGAGGACCACCAUUUUCAUUUGUAGAAUUCGAAGAUAAAAGGGAUGCAGAGGAUGCAGUUCGAGGAAGAGAUGGUUAUGAUUAUGAUGGUUAUAGAUUACGUGUUGAAUUCCCACGUGGGGGAAGAGCCGGUGGUGGACCUCCCAGGGGAAUUGGAGGUGGUGGUGGCGGCGGUGGGGGUGGUGGUGGAGGGCUUGGUGGUGGUCCGGGGCGAGGACGUGGUGGACCUCCAGCAAGAAGAUCAGAAUAUAGAUGCCUGGUGUCAGGUUUGCCUCCAACAGGAAGUUGGCAGGAUUUGAAAGACCACAUGCGAGAGGCUGGAGACGUUUGUUUUGCUGAUGUCUACAGAGAUGGUACUGGAGUUGUGGAAUUUCUACGCUACGAGGACAUGAAAUAUGCGGCAAAACAUCUUGAUGACACAAAAUUCAGGUCACAUGAAGGAGAAACAUCAUACAUACGAGUAAAAGAAGAUUAUCCUUACAGUCCAAAGUCUCGUAGUCGUAGCAAAUCCCGCAGUCAUUCUCCUCCAAUGAGGAGGCGAUCAUCACCAAGAUAUUCUCCAAGGCGUUCAAGGUCCAGAUCUCGGUCCUAAAUGUGGACAAUCUAAUGAUGCUGUUGACCUAUUUGAAUAUUAUUGUGACAGUACGAUUGUUUUAUGAACUUGACUCUUAUUCACAGAUAAGGAUUAUGGAUAUAUCUAUCUUUUUAUACAAGUUGAUUCUCAUCGUACUUAUCAUGUUGGGCAUAUCCUUGAAAUUUUCAUUUUAAUACUGGGCCAUUGUUUGUCUUUUUAUACAAAAAAUUUUCCAGCUAGUUGUGUAUUUUCUGAAUCCAAAAUUUUGUGGACUGUUUGAACCUGCCUCUAUUCAAUUGGCAGUAUAGUAAGCAAAUAUUUACUUUCAGCUUUACCUUACAGCAUUUUGACAAGUUUUCAUAUAAUAGUAAAGGAAAUAUUUAUCAAACAGACAAAGAAUUAAAAUUGUGCAUGUUUAUGAGUAGUUAGGUUUUAAUUUCAGUAUACUGUAUUAUGCAGGUUUGUCCCAGUUAUUUUAGUACUAUCAACCAACAUACUAGUUUGGGGAUUCUGGGAAAAUAUUUCCAAGUUUAAUGUCACCCUUUACUAUGGGCUUAAAGUAGUGUGAUAGUGUUCUUCUAUUAAAUGUUUUUACGUGUAUGUAUUCUUAUAGAUUUGGCUUCUGUGGAGCUACACAUAGCAAGGCAAUCACAGGCACAGGAGUAGGAAAACUAGGAACUGUGUCAGCGAAUUAAAAGAAUGUUCGCCGGGGGAAAAAGCCUGGGAUGUGAGAUGGUUUCAUAAGGAGCAUGUUUGGAUUCAGUUUGUAUUGAUGGUACGCUGAAAAUUCCAUGGUGCAGUUUAACAUUAAAACUUGUAAUCUAGACACUUAGUAUCCCAGGAUGCAUUGUACCAUCCUAUAAAUGUAGCAGCUGAAGUAUGUGAUCAGUGUGAGCUUAUAGUAUUUAAAUUGUAUUUUUAAUUGCACUAAUAUUCAUUUUCACUGUUCCUUCCCUUUGUGCAUGUUUUGUUACUGUUAGUGAGGUAAGCCUGAUAUUGUUUUGAGUUGGCCUGUAUUUUUGUGACAGCUACUCACCACUGUUCAUUUCCAGCUAUAUUAAUCUGUUUUGGGUCUACAAGAUUAUUUUACUAAAUCACUAAAAAAGUUUAUAUACAAGUACAUCAGAAAUGUGGAGCAUGCUGCGAAAGUAAACUUUGCAUUCCUACCUUCCAGUAUAAUUUCUAACAUGAUUCCUUGUUUGAAUUUAAGGUUGGAACCGUUAGGACAUCAUCCCCAAUAACAGGAGAGGAUGUCACAGAUGUUGGGACACUUUGUAGGAUCAAUCAUGGCCGGAGACAGGAACAGGAUCAGGAUAUCCCUUAGUAAUUUGGUAAAACGGUAAAAGACACACCGAAAAACAAAAAUUAAGCAGUUUCGCAGGAUUUCGGAAAGCAGCACAAAUUUAUGGCCCACAUGGCCAGGAAAAUAGGAGGGAAUUCGCUAUGGAUCAGGAGCGCCCUUGGAUCAGGAUUUCAGGAUGCAUCUCAGGGUAAAAUAUUAAUGUCGGCAAGUUGUUUUAAGCUAAAAAAAAAGCUUUACUCGACCAGCAGCAAUUGCAGUGUUCCAAUAUAUAUUGUUUUGGCUAAAUUCCUAAAUUUCCUUGUUAUAAUCCCAGAUUUGGAUUCAUUUCAUACAAGACAGUGAGUGCAAUCAUGUAUACUGUUGAUGUUGUGCUUCUAACCCAUUCAGCUUACAGGUAGUUGCAGUACAGAAGCCAUGAAAGGAGCAAUCUGAUUAAGAUCUUGUGUAGGUACAGGCCCAUGUCCACCAUCUGACAUUGCACAUUACCCAGUUCCUGCAAUUUACUAAGCUUGAUCACAAUAUUCAACUUACUUGAGACAGGUGCCAACAAUUAGUUGGGGAGGGGGGUGAACUGUUAAAGGACCUUCCAGCAUAGAUCCCUAGAAUUUGGUAGUGUUGGUCUACAAUUAGAAGCUGUACAAGACUGCAGCAUUCAGACCAUUCCCUGCCUGGAAUUUUAGGUUAUGAUCACUAGUUUCCAUUUCUUGUAUUGGACCUCUGUUCAGUUUUUUGCUGAACAAUAGUACUUACACAAGAUUUUAAUCCAGUUGUGGAAGGAGGCAGAAUUAAAUGUGAAGUUCUUCAAGGUUAAUAAAAAUUGUAGUUUGUAUA
Saccoglossus kowalevskii is the source of this 3029-nucleotide messenger RNA. Its product is annotated as serine/arginine-rich splicing factor 1-like. Gene Ontology annotation, cellular component: cytoplasm; nucleus. NCBI's taxonomy places the organism in Eukaryota, Metazoa, Hemichordata, Enteropneusta, Harrimaniidae. The record is from RefSeq and is a predicted model, not a curated record. Gene Ontology annotation, molecular function: mRNA binding.